GACCGACUAACAUUUCACGUAGAUUGUUUUGCAUGAAGGAUUAUUUUAUCACCUUAAAUGAUGAGCUAUGGGUUUCUCCGUAGUUAAUUGUAUUUGUUUUAUAAUUGAGCUGUUCUUAUUGAAAGGGUACAAAGCAUCGCCGACAUUGACUGUGGAUGUAAAUGAUGUCUUCGUCAACAGUAGCAUAACGUUAACAUGUUCCACGUCAUCCCCGCCGAAUAGGAUUGAUUGGUUCAUGAGAGACGAAGGAUCAGAAGAAGAGAAAAUGGUCAUUGCUCAACAAUGGCUAGAUGCUGAUCAACGGUGUCUUACUGACAACAAUGCUAUGGAUUGUUCCUGUUUAUCGGCACAGGUCUACUCGUGUUCUAUAAAGUCGGUGAAUUCAAGAAAUGACGGACAAAGCUGGCGCUGCAAAGCUGUUGUAAAUGGAAAUGUGUAUAGUGAAAGCAAAAGCUACACAAUCAGAUUAAUAUUUCCACUUACUUCCUUAACCAUUCUACCAGAGACGUCAGUUGCUUACCCAGUUUUCAAUGUCGUAUCAACCUUUACAUGCAUCACUUCAUUAAGCCGGCCAGUGGCUAGUAUUCAAUGGUUCAACGACAACAUAAACAUAACACACCUUGCUUAUUAUUCGCACAUUGAUGACGUCGCAAGAAGUGAUUUACAAUUUAUACCAAACGCUAACGGGUACAUAGGUGGAAAUAUAUCCUGCGUUGCAAGUUAUGAGUUUAAAUUCAUAAGUAACGUUCUAUCAGCUAACAUAAGCAUUCGAGUACAGUACCCCGUUUCUAACCCAAUAGUGACUAUCAACAAUCUAAGUAUAUCAACUGAUAUUUCAAUACGAGAGGAUAGACUCGUUCAUUUGAAUUGUUUCUCCACCGGAUAUCCACAACCUUCGUAUAAUUGGACUUACUCGGGCGGACGAUCGACCGGUGCUUUUCUGAAUUGUACAUUCACUCGCAAUAACGGUAGCGUGUCAUGUAAGGCGUAUAAUGUUAUGCGCACAUUUGACGGUAUAAAUAGUGCAGAGGCUACAGAGAAGAAUAUCGCAUUAAAAAUAAACGUAUUGUAUCCACCAGUCAUUACAAAGUUAUCGAGCAAUGACAAGAGCAUAGAAAUCAUUAAUAGUACAAUAAGAGUACAGAGAGGUGACAACAUCAACAUAGUCUGUACUAGUGACGCCAAUCCCCUGGCUACGGUAUUCUGGAAUGGACAACUGAUUGAUUCACCUACAUUAACCGUCAUAAGUGUGCAGCAUGAUGCUGUAUGGACUUGCCAAGCUACAAACACUAUGACUGAAUUUGAUGGAGUAAUAUCAACGUCUAAUGUAACAAGAAACGUAUCCGCGAGAGUAUUAUAUGGCCCUGGUGUUCCUACAAUCACGUACACAAUUCCUACAAACUCAGAUGCACUUUGGAAUGCGUUACAUGAUCCAAUUAAAGUCAUAGUUGGAAGUACCAUUAUCUUGAUGUGCUCCGUUGACAGUGUUCCGAACUCGACAUAUACCUGGGAUACCGGACACAAAGGGAGUAUUUUAACGAUAGUGAAUGUAACGCGAACAACGAACACAAGGCACAGUUGCUUGGCAAAAAAUGUUAUGGAUACAUCAUUUAAAGGAAAUGUUAUUGGCAGUAACUAUUCCUUCGCAAAUCUUGAUAUACUCUAUGGCCCUUCGAACAUAGCAUUGAUGUACAAUAACGUCACUCCAAUAGAGAAUGAAUUUAAAGUUAUUGAAGGAUGGUCGUUCAAAAUAUUAUGUUCGGCCAGCAGUAACCCAGCUCCUCGAUAUACUUGGUCUGGUCAUGCAGCACAACAAGGUGAUGCUCUGAUAAUAAGAAAUGUGAGAACUGACAUAGAGAGAAAUGUAACAUGUAAAGCAGAAAACACCAUGACAGAUAGUGUGGGAAAGAGUGUUGUCGGGCAUACACUUGUAACCGUUUCAAUGGAAGUGUUGUACCCGCCUGAUGUUCAAAGUCUCCAGAACCAAACAGUGCUACUGAACAAUUCUCUCACAGUUGUGUGCAAUUUGACUCUUGUUGGUAAUCCACCAGCCUCAAACUAUUCAUGGAUAAGGAAGGACAUUGGCAGAGUGAUUGGUACUGGAAAAACACUUAUAAUAAACAACAUUAGAUUGGCAGAUGAAGGGGAAUACCAGUGCAAUGCUUCAAACAGAAUGCAACCAAUAACUAAUGAAGUGCUAUACGGAUUAAGUCAGUCGACAGUCUAUAUAAAUGUUGAAUAUGGUGACCCCGAGCCUGUGCUUCGUGUAAUGAAUACUACCCGUGGAAAUGAAAGCAUCAUGGUUGAAAUAAAAGGACGUGAAGCUAAAUAUCGCAUUCAACAAGCACAAUGCGAAUAUGAUACUGGAAACUACACAUGCUUGGCUGACAAUCGUUAUAACGAAGGGAGACAGUUAUUUGCUCUUUUAGUUUACUGUGUACCGAGAGCAUCGCCAUUUUCUCUUCCAACUACAACAUUGUCCAGCGCACCGAACGACUCUGUGUUGUUCACAUUCACAAUAAUUGCAUAUCCUAAACCGACUUUACAAGAUGUAAUUUGGUACAAGCGAGAGAAUGAUAGUUGGAGGGUUUUAUCAGAUGACAACAACUUCCUGAUCACACUCUCUGAUGAUAGCAUGCAGACACAGCUAAAUAUAUUCCAUGUGCAACUUGAAGAUUAUAGCGACUUCAUGGUGAACGUUUCUAACAAACUGGGUUCAACGAUGGAAGUGUUCACUUUAAAAGCGCAGUCUAAACCGGAAAUUCCGAAAGAAUCGCAAAUAAGCAGAAUAGGGAAAACGGAACUGAUCGUCGAAUGGAUUCCAGGUUUCAAUGGCGGGGAAACUCAAACAUUUACUAUAAGGUACAAAGUAUUAGGCGAUGGCAGCUGGAUUAUUAUUCCCAUAAACAUUUCGAAUCAUAUAUGGACAAUCGAUGGGUUAGCGUCUGGGAUAACAUACCAAAUUCAAAUACGGGCUCAAAACAAAAUUGGAGAGUCGGAUUGGACUCAAGCAAUAAACAUAACUACGCUUGUCGAUGCAGUUGAUAAGGGAUCGACUUCAUCUGCUAUUGGGGGUUCGAUAGGUGGUGCUGCAGGAGUUGUAUUAAUCGUCGCCGUUAUAGUUGUUAUAUGGAGACACAGAAUAAAAGAAGUGCCAAAAUCUGAUUUGAAAAAAAUACUUACGAGAAGAUUACUAAAUCAAUCUAAUGGCGCAUACGAAAAUAUCGGUAUGGUAAAACCUCGUGAGGAAACAAAACAAAACAAACAAGAAAUGGAAUCGUCUUGCUCCGUAAUUGAUGGUCCACGUCCAUGCAAAGUUGGAAAUAAAUUAGCACCGUGUCUAAGAGAAAACCAAAUACAUAGUUCGGACCAGCGGGCACGGAAAUUAGUACCGGUAUACGAAGAUAAACAAUCUGAGGAAAAUAAUUCACAAUUUACAGCUGGGAUCCAACGAAUUAUCAAACAUAAUACAGUCAUAUCAGACAUCUCUGGCUCGACUGUAGCGGCACCUUCUACUAAUACAUUUGCUACAGAAAAACGAGACUCAUAUUUCAUUGAGCAUGAUCCAAUAUACGACAACAUCUACAAGAAAAAGACUAAUUUUAAUAGUAGAACCAUCAGAAUUGAAAACUUACGAGAGACUGUAACUCGAGAUAAGAACAAUAAAACAGAUGUUUUCACUGAAUUUAGCGCAUUGAGCGUCGCGAGUGAGACAAUAAAAGAAAGCACAAACGCAGCUAUUAAAACAGCCAAUACAUCGAAAAACAGAUACAGAAAUAUGUAUCCAUACGACAAAAAUCGGGUUAUUCUUUCUGUAAUCGGAAACGAUGUAGACACGGAUUUCAUCAAUGCAAGCUUCAUAGAUGGUUAUUCAUCUCCAAAGAAUUAUAUUGCUGCACAAGGACCAUUAGCCGACACGAUCGCGGAUUUUUGGAGAAUGAUUUGGGAAAAUAAUGUCCGAGUUGUGGUAAUGGUUACAAAUCUAGUAGAGGAUUCGAAGAGAAAAUGCAUCCAGUACUGGCCUAAAGACGCCGCCAAUAAUUGUCAGUAUGGAGACUCUACAAUACAUCUACUGUCUGAAGAUAUUCAUGCCGACUUUGUUGUUCGCACGUUGGAAUGCACUCGGAAGGGUUCUUCAAAAACCAUUACUCAUCUUCACUUCACGGCGUGGCCUGACAAAGACGUCCCAGACACAGCCCUGUCGCUUUUGCAAUUCUGGCGGAAGGUUCGCAGCUUGGAGAGGCAUGAUGAAUCUCCAUGGAUUGUGCAUUGCAGUGCUGGUGUCGGUCGAACUGGCACAUUCAUCGCAUUAGACUAUCUUUACGACCAAGGAGUAUCGGAGAAACACAUAAACGUGUUUGACGCCGUGUUAUUACUUCGUGAACAAAGGAUCAACAUGGUUCAGACAAAGAACCAGUAUUUAUACCUCCACGAAGUAUUGUGUGAAGCGCUGUGCCCUGUUGGAGAAGUGGUGUACAACAAAACAUUUUUUAACCAAAAUUACACAUCCAACUAUCUCAACGAAGAAUACAUGACAAUAUGCCGCUCUCACAUUGCUGAAAGCAAGGAUGAAACUGUAGAUGAUAUCUACAUGAGAGUUUUAGAUGGAGAAAAACCCGAAAACAUUGAUAAAAACAUCGACCCAUGUGUUAUUCCAGAUGACAAAUAUCGCCCAGUACUGAACAUGGCUGUAAACACGAGGGGGCAUACAGAUUACAUAAAUGCCGUGUAUCUAUCGACAUUUAAAGAAGGAGACAGAUUGAUACUGACGCAGUCAGCAAACAUAAGCUCAGAUGUUGAUUUCGUACAGCUGCUGCACGACCACUAUGUUCGGACGGUUGUGACCAUAGGCGAUAAGAUGGAACCGUACUUACCAGAGAAUGAGGAAACUAUUGUGAUAGGUCCUUUCACCGCCUCAUCCAUAUCAUUUGAACAGAAACAGCACUUCGAACGAUAUGUUGUGAGAUUCAAACAUAUCGGAGAGGUACAAACCCAUAUUUUGUAA
Dreissena polymorpha is the source of this 5005-nucleotide messenger RNA. Its product is annotated as hemicentin-1-like. Gene Ontology annotation, molecular function: protein binding; protein tyrosine phosphatase activity. The record is from RefSeq and is a predicted model, not a curated record. The coding region runs from base 68 to 5005 and encodes 1645 amino acids. The transcript has 27 exons. NCBI's taxonomy places the organism in Eukaryota, Metazoa, Mollusca, Bivalvia, Myida, Dreissenidae. Gene Ontology annotation, biological process: protein dephosphorylation.